AUGAGUGUGAUACUAGAGACGUCUCUAGGCGAGAUUGUCAUCGAUCUCUUGGUUGAAAACGCUCCAAAAUGCUGCGAGAACUUUUUGAAACUUUGCAAAAUCAAGUAUUACAACUUUGCCCCGUUUCACAGCGUCCAGAAAGGCUUUAGCUGUCAGACCGGAGAUCCACUCGGCCCAGACUCACCCGAAAGCGAUGGAGGCAGCUCUGUCUGGGGCUUGCUAUCAGGCCCUUCGAAGAAGAGUUUCAUAGCCGAUAUCGACCCAAAGCUGAAACAUUCCCAGCGUGGGACAGUCAGUAUGGCGACGGUGCCCUCGCCCAACGACCCUGAUCAGCGACUCGCUGGCAGCCAAUUCCUUAUUACUCUCGGUGACAAUAUUGACUACUUGGACGGAAAAGCCGCCCCCUUUGGCAUGGUAGUCGAAGGCUUCGAUACUCUGGAAAAGAUUAACAGUGCCUUCACUGACGGCAACGGUAGACCCCUGAAGGACAUCCGGAUUCGGCAUACCAUCAUAUUGGAUGAUCCGUACGAUGAUCCGCCGGGCCUGCUUGUGCCUGAUUCAAGUCCUCCACCGACAAAGGCGCAACUGGCCACUGUUAUGAUCGCGGAUGACGAAGAGUUGGACGAAGAAGUCGACGAAGCGGCUAUGGAGAAGCUACGAAGAGAACGAGAGGCACGAGCACAGGCUCUGACUCUCGAGAUGGUUGGUGACCUCCCUUUUGCCGAGGUGAAGCCUCCAGAAAAUGUUCUUUUUGUAUGCAAACUGAACCCCGUCACGAACGAUGAAGAUCUCGAGUUGAUCUUCAGCCGUUUUGGCAAAAUCCUUUCAUGUGAGGUCAUCCGAGAUAAACGCACCGGUGACAGCCUGCAGUAUGCCUUCAUUGAAUUCGAGAAUCAAAAAGACUGUGAGCAAGCGUACUUCAAGAUGCAAGGUGUGCUCAUUGACGACCAUCGUAUCCACGUCGACUUUUCACAGAGUGUCUCUAAACUAUCCGAUACCUGGAGAGACGCAACGAACUCGAAGAGGGCAAGGCAAUCCGGAGGUUUCGGUGGGAUCGCCAGCCUCGAGAAGAAACGGCAUUACCGAGAAGACGACGACCGUGGGCAGAAUGGCGGGAAAUACAGAAUGAUCUUUGAUAAAGACGACAUCCGCCGGAACAAAGAGUCCCGGCGAGAGGAGGGACCUCGAAGGUCUCGAAGCAGAAGCCCACAGUAUGACAGGAAGGAAUCAAGACGGGAUGAGCACCGACCUCGAGAUCAGGACAGACACGGUCGCAGAGAUCGCAGGGAAAGAGAUCAAUAUCGAGACCGAGAUCGAGAUAGAGAGAGAGGCGGAGACCGAGAGAGAGGACGGAAAGGGCAGUCAUAUCGAUCAGGCCCAUGGAGGGAGAGAGACCGCUGA
This is a messenger RNA of Cladophialophora psammophila CBS 110553, 1401 nucleotides long. RefSeq names its product peptidylprolyl isomerase. The transcript is spliced from 2 exons. Gene Ontology annotation, biological process: protein peptidyl-prolyl isomerization. The record is from RefSeq and is a predicted model, not a curated record. Gene Ontology annotation, cellular component: nucleus. The coding region runs from base 1 to 1401 and encodes 466 amino acids. NCBI's taxonomy places the organism in Eukaryota, Fungi, Ascomycota, Eurotiomycetes, Chaetothyriales, Herpotrichiellaceae. Gene Ontology annotation, molecular function: RNA binding; peptidyl-prolyl cis-trans isomerase activity.